Ictalurus furcatus (blue catfish) is the source of this 5208-nucleotide messenger RNA. RefSeq lists its product as uncharacterized. Gene Ontology annotation, biological process: proton motive force-driven ATP synthesis. Lineage: Eukaryota; Metazoa; Chordata; Actinopteri; Siluriformes; Ictaluridae. The transcript is spliced from 7 exons. Gene Ontology annotation, molecular function: proton transmembrane transporter activity. The record is from RefSeq and is a predicted model, not a curated record. The coding region runs from base 111 to 2285 and encodes 724 amino acids.
UAACCGUAACAUUUAAAAAAGACUUUUGUUAAAGGGCUUUUUAGCUGAAGCUUUGAUCUGUUUUUUUUCCUUCCUCAUUUUGCAAGGAAGAGAGUUUAAAGUGCGCAAACAUGGCGGCUUCCUUGCUCAGAUUUGGACGACUGGGAUCUCUAAAGGCCCUGCAGGCAGAGAGCCUGAGUGCAUUACAGAAAGCCCCAGCAGUUGCUCUCAGUUCAAAAUCUGGAGAGGGCAAAAAGUCCAAAAAGUCCAAAAAAUCCAACAAAGAAAAGUCCACAUCAAAAACGUACUUUGAUAUAGAAAAACUUAUCCAACACAAAUCCUACCCAGGAGUUCCCAAGGAGGUUGUAACACCUGUUGCUGCUGCAGCUGCUACCACCGCUGUGGGAGCUGUGUCUGCAACUGCUGCAGCCAUUCCUAAACAAGCUGCAGCAGCUCCAACUGCUGCCCCUGCACCAAGUGAAACUUCGCCUGUUGCAGAGGACGGUCCGGUUGCAGUGGAAACCACACCUAUCGUUGAAGUUGCUGCUGCUCGACCUGCUGUAGAAGCUGCAGCAUCAGUUUCAGAGGUCACAGCCGAAGCUGUGCCUGUUGCUGAAGCUGCAACAGAAGUCGCUCCCGCUGUUACUGAAAUUGUGAGUGAAACUGUAUCUGCAGCAGAAAAUUUACCAAGUGCUGAAACAUCUGCCCCUGCUGCAUGCAUUAUUGAAGUUGCACCCACUGCUGAAGCUGCUGCCCCUGUAGCUGAAACUGCACCUGUGGCAGAAGCCCCGGACAUUGCUUCCACAGCUGAAGCCAUACCCGUUGCAGAAGCAGUUUGCCCUGUUACUGAAGCUUCCCCUGUCCUUGGAGCAGUCCCUGCAGAAGUCAUGGUUCAAGCAGCUCCUGCAGAAAUUGCUCCAGAAGUUACAGUUGAAGCAGCCCCUACAGGGGUUGCUGCAGGAGUUACAGCUGAAUCAACCACUGCAAAAGUUACCCCAGAAGCUGCAGUUGAAGCAGCCCCUGCAGAAGUUGCCCCAGAAGUUAUACCUGAAGCAACCACCACUGCAGUUGCCCCAGAAGCUACCCCUGAAGCUGCAGUUGAAGCAGCCCCUGCAGAAGGUACACCUGAAGCAACCACCACUGCAGUUGCCCCAGAAGCUACUCCAGAAGCUGCAGAUGAAGCAUCCCCUGCAGAAGUUGCCCCAGAAGUUACACCUGAAACAAUCACCAUUGCAGUUGCCCCAGAGUCUGCAAAUGAAGCAGCCCCUAUAGAGGUUGCUGCAGGAGUUAUGGCUGAACCAACCACUGCAAAAGUAACCCCAGAAGCUGCAUUCGAAGCAGCCCCUACAGGGGUUGCUGCAGGAGUUAUGGCUGAACCGACCACUGCAAAAGUUACCCCAGAAGCUGCAGUUGAAGCAGCCCCUGCAGAAGUUGCCCCAGAAGUUAUACCUGAAGCAACCACCGCUGCAGUUGCCCCAGAAGCUACAACAGAAGUUACACCUGAAGCAACCACCGCUGCAGUUUCCCCUGAAGCUACAACAGAAGUUACAGCUGAAACAACCACCACUGCAGUUGUCCCCGAGUCUGCAGUUGAAGCAGCCCAAACAGACGUUAUCCCAGAAGUUACAGCUGAAGCAGCCCCCACUGAAAUUGCUCCUGAAGUUAUGGCAGAAGCAACCCUUACAGACAUUGGCCCAGAAGUUAUGACUGAAGAAGCCCCUAUAGAAGUUGCCCCAGAAGCAGGCUCCACAGAAGUUGCCCCAGAGAUAACGGCUGAAGCAACCCCCACAGAAUUUGCAGCUAAAGCUGCACAUUCUCUAGAACCUGAUGCUUCCCCAGUUACAGAAUCUGUUGAGACUGUCCUAGAAGCUGCUGCUGAAGCAGUAACUGAAGUCAUUGCAGAAACUGUCCCUGUCGAAGCUGUUGCUGAAGUAGUGGAAGCGAUUGCUGAAACCAUAGCUGAAGUUGUUGCAGAAGCUGAUUCUGAAGUUGUCAGUGAAGCUGCCCCUGCAGAAAAGCAUGAUGACAUUGCCACUGUGAUCACAGAUGCAGCAGAAGCUCCCGUCGAAGUGGAAGCGCCUGACGCUGGUUUGGACCCUAUUCAGAAACUCUUCUUGGAUUCAAUUCGCAGCUACUCCUCAAUGAGCAUGGGAACUGGUGGUCUAGUUGACGCAGGUCCUGAAUACCACAAGGCCCUGGCCGAGGAAAUCGCCAAACUACAAAGGUUAUAUGGUGGUGGAGACCUGGAAUCAUUCCCAGAGUUUAAUUUCCCUGAACCAAAGCUGGAUGAAGUGUCUACCAAAUAAACAACCUUUUCACACCAUAACAUCUUGUGCCUGAGCCUGAGCCUUGGACAAAUACGAUGAUCUUGGUUGCUCUUUUUUUGACGUAUAUUUUUAUGAGACUGUGAAGCCUUUUCAACAUUUGGAUGACAAGCAUGUAUCUGUACAUGUAUUGAAUUACAGGUUGGGAGGACGUUUAUUUAAUAGCUAUGAAAAAAUUCUAUGCAUUUACAUACUGUAUUUACAUUUUCUGCAUUUUUGCUUGGUUUCUAUGAGUAGAGAAAGAAUUGAAUAGAUAUGUUCAUGUGUGUGUUGUUUUUUCUGUGUGUCUGACCUGGUUGUGGAUCUUUACUCUUAAGUUUUCUUACUCCACUGUCAUUACCUAGUGUAAUAAUAAUUUGAUUUACUUCAAACCUCCUAUAGAUCCUUCGCUGCAUUGAAAUGGUUAGCUCUUCAGAUUUGCUUCAUAUUAAGAAGGAGCCUUUAUUUGUCAUAUAUACACAUUACAGCACAAUGAAAAUAUUUUCUUUGCAUAUCCCAAGUUUGGGGUCAGAGCACAGGGUCAGCCAUGAUACAGCACCCCUAGAGAAGAAACGAUUAAGGGCCUUGCUCAAGGGCCCAACAAUGGCAGCUUGGCAGUGGUAGGAUUGAACCCCAACCUUCUGCUCAGUAACCCAGAACCACUGAGCCACCAUUUCAUUUGUGAAUAGAAUUGAAAGCAAUAGACCUAGAAUACAAUACACUUAGUGCCCACUUUAGUAUGUACACCUAGCUUAUACACUUCUAUUACAAAUAAAUAAUCUAUUCAGUGUUCGUUGUUUCAGAUACAGUACAUCGACCAUAUACAUGACUUUGUGGGAAUAUUCAAUUACUGACUGUAACCCAUCUGUUGCAACAAUAUGGGCACACACUUUACCUUUUCCAUCAGUGAAAGGGGACCACAACCGAGCAGAUAUUAUUUGAUUGGUGGCCCACAGAAGUGACACUGAAAUAGUGUGUGCAUUGUUCUGGUAUGAGUGCGUUAAUGAGUGCCACUUAAAGGUAAAAUCCACCUUGAAAUACUUUCAUAUAAAUUCCUAUAAUUAUCUUCAGUGGUGUCCAAGAUUUAUUUUGUAGUGAAAGUCUGAGUUGACUUUUAGUUUAAACGUCUUACAUAAACAUGUUCUAUUUUCACUUUGGUUUCAUACAUUACCCACAAUGCCAUUCGACUACCUGCUGAUAGUGCAGUAGGUUUAUGCCUAAUCCGACUUUCCUUGUAAGUAAUAAUUUGCAGGUCUGGAUGAAAUUGUUUUCAUCCUUCGGGAGUUCAACAUGCAAAGUGUAAAAAAUAACAUGAACACCUCCGUGUUUGUCUUUUAUUAGCAACAAGCAAGCCACUUAACUGAAGAGUGAUGUAUAUUUUCCUCUUCAAACUGUAUAUUCAACGUUUAUAGAUUUAACAAUGUAUGUUGAUUGAUCUAAAGCAAAUACUUGUAUAUACAGUAUAACUCGUAAAAGUAAGAAGUGCUACUUUGUAUAUUUCUGAUUCUGUGCAGAGCAACGUUAAUUUUAUGUCACACUAUAAAAAGGGAAUGAAGUCGAUGUUGAGAAAACUACCCUAAGUUGACAAGUAGGAAUUUUAAGUUGAGGAGACAUCUUCGGCUAUCUUUGGCUUUUCCUGGUUGGAGGUUGGAGGGAAUUAUGAGAUGUGACCUCUAGCUGAACGCAACAUAACCAGUGCAACUGGGUCGUAUAGCUGCAUUGCAGUCAAUGCUGUCAACAUUUGAUUUCUCAAUAAUAUGAUUUCGAACAUCACUGGAAAAUUAUAGGUGAGAAAAGAAGCCCUUGCACUUUUGUUUUUCUGAGAUUAAAGUGAAACUUGACCAUUAUUCCUAUGUUGGGGAUAACUAGAACACCACUGUAACUGUGUUUACAAUGUCCCCUUAUGACCUCAGCCAGGCACAUAACCACUAAUUUGCAUGGGGAUAAUGAAAAUACAGCACCAACCAACUAAUUAGCACCAGAAUCAGUAAACACAAACAUCUCGAUACAAAUUUCAUGUGGUUUAGGGUGGACUUUUCCUUUUAUUACACAUACCUUCUGCUGAAAAAUAUGGCUUGGUCUGACAAGCUACCAGCUGUCAAAACACAGGCUGAACUGGUCAAGCUGAUAUAUCAUCUUUGCCAGCUGGCAAGUUAUUUUCCAGCUUCCUUAUUACCAAUAAAUAUUUGAAAAUGUAUAAUUACCUUGCAUUGGCAUACUUGUCUUAAAGUAACUUGUCUACAAUGUUGUAUUAGUACCAGUACUUCAGGAGAUUUUCCUCUCUUCCAGCACUUAAUAGUUGAUAAAGAUGGUCUACCAAUUUGACCAGCUUGGCCUGUGUUUUGGCAGCUUGGUAGCUGGUCAGACCAAGCUGGAUUUUUCAGUUAGUUAUUGUAUAGUUAGAGACUAGCUCAUUUCCGGGGUGCACGGUGGCUUAGUGGUUAGCAUGUUCGCCUCAUGCCUCCAGGGUCUGUGGGUUCGAGUCCUGCUGGGGCCAUGUGUGUGUGGAGUUUGCAUGUUCUCCCUGUGCUGCGGGGAGUACUCUGGGUACUCCGGUUUCCUCCCCCAGUCCAAAGACAGGCAUAGUAGGUAGGCAUGUCUAAAGUGUCCAUAGUGUAUGAAUGGCAUCCUGUCCAGGGUGUACCCUGCCUUGUGCCCGAUGCUCCGUGGGAUAGGCUCCAGGUUCCCCGUGACACUGAAAAGGAGUAAGCAAUAGAAGAUGGAUGGAUAGCUCAUUUCCCCCAUGCACAGUACUAGUAAAUCUUCUUUUAACCCUUAAUUGGUGUACGUUUCUGACCACAGGACAAGUGUUAGCUGGAUAUUUUAGGUGAGCAACUGUUUCUCAAUAUGACAGUAAGGCAUUUUGUACUUGAUUCACUUGUGAAUUGUGAAUUUGGAACUGACUACAGUCUGUAAAUGUGUACAA